ACUUGAAAAAAAAAAAAACUCCGUUUUUUCUGAGUAAUUUAUUUUUUUGUUUGGUUUUUUUUAUAAUUUUUUCUGUUUUUCUGACUAAUUCUUUUCCUGUUUUUCUGAGUAAUUUUUCUUCCUGUUUUAUGGAGUAUUUUAUUUCUGUUUUUCGGAGUAAUUUAUUCCUCCUUGUUUUUCGGAGUAAUUUUUUCCUCCUUGUUUUUCGGAGUAAUUUUUUUUCUGAAUUAUCGAGAUACUUCGAACUCCCGCGAGAACCUCCAACCUGCAAGUGACUCCUGCCCGCGCAUACAUGCCCCAUCUUCGACUGUCUACCGUACCGGGUCAUUUAAGUGCCAGCAAUGGCUACAUCCUCAACCCCUGCCCUCCCACAAAGUGAUGGUCUGUGGAUAUUUCUUCGCAACAGAGGUGUUUCUGAGGAGAGUAUUCAGAAAAUGCAGCAGGAUCAUAUUGACAGCUCGAUAAUUGGAGAAAUAGAUGAUGCCACUAUGGCCUCCUACAUUCCAGCCUAUGGUGACAGGAUUGCCACAAGGCGUUUCUGUAUGGAAAAACAGAGAAGAGGUGGAGAUGAUACAAAAAGACUGUCCUUAUUCCAAAAACUUAAAAAAAAAAUGGGCACAAUGAGCAACAAAGACAGCGAUCAAAGUUUUGUGGAGGAGAAUACAGUGCAACCAACAAAUAUGCGUCUAAAAAGUAAUAAGAGAGCCUGGAAGACAACCAGAAAAAUAGAAUUAGCGUGGAUACAUGACAACAGACAAGUCAGAAAACGCAGUGGUGGAGGAACCAGAGUUCUUGAUAUUAACAAGAAUGCCACUAAAACUGAGAUUCUGGCACAAACUAAAAAACUGUUUUUCCCUAACGAAAAAUCAAUAAUGGGAAAGUGGGAAGAGUUCAGUCACGAUGUAGUUGACUUUCAGGAAGCACAAGUUGAUGAGGAUGUUAGUGUGGGAGACUACUACGAGACACACAAAUUGGGGUUAUUAAGAUUUUAUUUGUUCACAAAGACCCUGACCAGUGGAGAUGACCCAGAGGAAGGAGCUGAUAUACAGACAGAUGUGCAACAUGAAAACACAACAGAAUCUGGACAAGAGAAACACACAAUGGAAGAGAUCGAGCAGCUGACACAGAAAAGACAUAACAGUGAAAAUCAAAUACACACAGUCGAAGAUGAUGAGCUAAGCACUGCCACAAUGUCAGCUGUUGUCUCUACUGCAGCUGUUCAGAUUAUUGAUCUUACAUCUUUGUGUAAUACAUCAGAGGUCAUUUUUGGUCCUUUGACAGGUGGGACGUUUUUAGGUGAGCUUGAUGAUACACUCAUACAUGAGCCAAUCCUUGCAAUAGAAGACGAACAAAUAAACACCCCCACCUACACCUCAACUCCUAUUGAUGCUGAGACAGCUUCUGCUAGACCACCAAGUCCUGCCACUGAACUUUUGCAUGUGACUGUGAAACUUCACAGAGUGACUCUCUUAGAUGAACUGAUUGCCCAAUUCAAGGAAGAAGCCAUGAUGACCUACUCUGUGAAAUACAGCUUCAUUGAUGAAAUGGGGGCAGAUGCUGAUGGUGUGUCCAGGGAUGUAUACGCUGCCUUCUGGACAGAAUUCCUAGACUGUGCAGCAGAAGGUGCAGAUGUGAGGGUGCCAUCACUCUCCUCAAAAUGGCAAGAGGAGGAAUGGAAGUCUGUUGGCAGGAUAUUGGCCAAGGGACUGAAGGACCAUGGGUAUUUUCCAUUUCGGCUGGCACAAGCCUUUACAGCAGCAGUCAUAUUUGGUGAACACUCUGUUUCACCUGAUUUACUGUUUGACUCCCUGAUGUUGUAUCUUAGUCAGUCUGAGCGUGAUCUCUUGUCCACUGCUUUGCAAGAGGCUGUUGUCGGCGAUGAUGAGGAAGAGCUUCUUGAUCUUAUGGAUCGCAUGGGAGUAAGAACAGUACCAACGCAAGAUAACUUGAGAGCCGUGCUUGUCCAGGUAGCCCACAAGCAAAUGAUCCAGCACCCAAAAUAUGCACUUGACAAUAUUGCAGAGGUUGCAGGACCAAUACUCAGGAAGUUUUUCCCCAGUGUCCAGGAUAUGAAGAAGCUGUAUGAGGACAUUAAACCAACAACACGAAAGGUGAUUAAGAUGAUAACAGCUUCUCCAGCUACUUCAGCAGAGAACCAAAGUUUGCGAUUUUUACAUCAGUACAUAAGGGGAUUGGAUGAAAUAGGUCUCCGGAAGCUGAUGAGAUUUCUGACUGGGUCUGAUGUCCUCUGUGUAAAAGAAAUUCAAGUCACAUUCACCUCUUUGGAAGGGCUAGCGCGGCGGCCAGUUGCCCAUACUUGUGGCCCAACUGUGGAGCUGCCAUCAACUUACAACAGCUAUCCUGAGCUUCGAGCUGAAAUGGAGGCUAUACUUUCCAGCAACACUUAUGCAAUGGACAUUGCAUAAGUGCCAGCGAUGUAGGUUUAGACUGUGUGAAUGUGGGAUAGAGCAUGUAAGGAGAAAAUGUGAUUAGCUCAGGUGCUGUGUGAUUAGUGCAAAAUGAUUUUUAUUACAUUUCAAGAUUUUAUUUUUAUUAUAUCAAGAAACAAAAACUUACACAGACUUACUUCGACAUUUUUGGUUAUCAGAGCAUGUAAAGAGAAUAUGUGACUAGCUCAGGGGCUGUGUGAUAAACACAGAUUGAUUUUUUUAAUUUUGGAUAUUUUCUUUCUAUCAUAUCAAGAAACAGUUAACAAUUUACUUUGAUUUAAGACACUUUUGUUAUCAGUCUAGGAUGAGAAUGUUUGGACAUUAGAAAUACUUUUGUUAUAUUUUCACUGUUAAGUCAUAAUAUCAUUUGAACCUCUACCUCAUGUCAGAUGUUAAUACUGACAGUGUUUGUGAAUCUGAUUGUUACAUUAAAAGGUACUUUGAGGUGUUUUUUUUACAAAUAGAAUCACAGGUUGCUGUCUUAUUUUGUACAACGUCUUCAAACAGACUGUCUUUACUGUUGAGUCAUGUAGUUCAGGAGUCCUGCUCUGUGAGACAUGAUAUGUUUCCACCCACAAUCUUAAAAUUGAAGAUGUUCCUUUUGUUAUGGGGUGCUUGUAUUGUGAAAUGUUAAAGUUAUCAAAUGUGUGUAAACUCAAGGAAAGAUGCAUGCCCUAAUAAAAGAUAAUCAUAUGCUUCA
Molecule: messenger RNA, 3150 nt
Organism: Dicentrarchus labrax (European seabass)
Lineage: Eukaryota; Metazoa; Chordata; Actinopteri; Moronidae
Exons: 3
Coding region: 342-2426 (694 amino acids)
Molecular function (GO): ubiquitin-protein transferase activity
Source: RefSeq, a predicted model, not a curated record